Messenger RNA from Colossoma macropomum (tambaqui), 4928 nucleotides. It is a transcript of the gene sdc3, whose product is annotated as syndecan 3. Bases 292 to 1485 code for a protein of 397 amino acids. The transcript is spliced from 6 exons. Gene Ontology annotation, biological process: cell migration. Gene Ontology annotation, cellular component: cell surface; membrane. NCBI's taxonomy places the organism in Eukaryota, Metazoa, Chordata, Actinopteri, Characiformes, Serrasalmidae. The record is from RefSeq and is a predicted model, not a curated record.
AGAGAGAGAGAGAGACCGGAGGAGCUCGCUAAUUGUGAAUCCAAGAGGACCCGAGCACAAAAAAGUGUGAGGAGAGAAGAGAAGCAGAGGCCGCGCGCUGCUCCCUGGCGCUCCGUGUCGUGUUCAGCGGGAUUAAAUUCCUCCGUGCUCGCAGGCAGACGGAUGUACGGACGGUCGCCCUCUCUCAGUUUGGGUCCUGAACACUGAGGAAAGGGUUUGGGUGUUUUUUAUUUGUUUUUACUCGUGGAGGAGAAGCGGGGGCGCGUUGCUGCUGCAGGCGUCCGCAGCGCCAUGAAGCUCCCGUGCUGGAUGGCUCUCGCGCUGCUGCUCGCGCACUCCGUGGCGACACAGCGUAGUUCAUCACGGCCAGUGGAUGAGGAGAGCUCUGGAGAUGACUUCUACGAUGAUGAGGACCUUUUCUCUGGUUCAGGCUCUGGCUACCCAGAAGUAGAAGUAAGUCCCACUGAAAAGGGUGUGUCCUUCACCACAGAAGAGCCCCUCCCACUUUCAACAACACAGGCCACUGGACCCGCCCCCUCUGCCCCACCGGCUGCAGAACCCAGCAGCACCCCUCCACCAGAAACUGAGAGAGAGAGUGGUAAGGAGAGGGAAAGAGAGCGAGAAAGGGAAAGAGAGAGGGAGAGAGAGCGUGAAAGAGAGCGAGAGAGGGAGAGAGAACGAGAAAGAGAAAGGGAGAGAGAACGUGAAAGAGAGAGAGAAAGAGAGAGAGUAAGGACAAGGACUACGAUUGAGCCCCGGUACCCUACAGUUCCCGUGGUGAUUACAGACUCUCCUGUAACACUGGGUGACACGGAGGACCUGAGCACUGCAGAAGAAGAGGAGGAUCUCUUCAUCACCACGGAAACAUCACCUCCAUAUGAUCCAUUCAGCACUGAGGAAACCUUGACAGAUGACAUCACUACCACAGAGGUUCUUCCCACCACUGUUGCCUCCACCACAGCUCAGCCCACCACGAGUCCAACCACGCCCAGCACUGCCCCUGUGCGGCCACAGAAACCGCAGACCACACCCAGCAGAGCCAGACCCACUGAAAGCAGCGCACGACCAGUGCUUACCUCUACAGUACAGGUGAGGUCUCCAGAGUCAACAGUAAAUAAUGAAGUUGCAGCUGCAGGUCCCAGUGGGGAUUCAGAGAUCCGAGAGGAUGAAGGUCGGGAAGGCAAUGAAGUGGGACGAGGCAAAGGUGUGACCGACACAGGGGCGGAGCCUGAUUUGACUGGCAACACAAUAGAUACAGGAAGUUCAGCUGCUCAGCUUCCUCAGAAGAACAUCCUAGAAAGGAAAGAAGUUUUGAUAGCGGUGAUUGUUGGAGGUGUCGUUGGUGCGCUCUUCGCCGCAUUCCUGGUCAUGUUACUUGUUUACCGGAUGAAGAAGAAGGAUGAAGGCAGCUACACUCUGGAGGAGCCCAAACAAGCCACAGUCACCUAUCAGAAACCAGACAAGCAGGAGGAAUUCUACGCCUAGAAACCACACACUCUCCUUCUUGCAUCCCUCGAUCCUUCUAGUCUCCUCUUCCUCUUGCCCUCCUUUCCUCCCUCCCUUCAUCUCACUCUCUUUCUCUCCUGACUCCCUCUUUUUCUCCAUGAGAGUGCCUCUCACUCUACGGACUUGGGACUUUCUUUUGAAUGGAUUAAAAAGAUAAAGAAAAAAAGGAAGUGGCUGCGGUGAGGAUUUUGGGGAUUGGGCUAGGGAAGGGUAGGGGUUUCACACAUAUGAAGAAAAGGAAAAAAAGACAACUUUUUUAAACUAUUGAUAUGAUUAGGAUUGUUGUUCUAUAAAAUUAUAACAUGAAACUUUUUUGUAAAGACACACAUGCUCUUCAACUGCACAAUAUUCCUCUCCAGCUGAACAUGGGAGUCGAGAAGCAGGAAAGAGGGAGCAAGGAAGGAAAGUAAAAAGACAGAGAGGGUCAUGGAGGGACAGAGAGGGCCGAGAGGGAGGGAGCAAAAGGAUAGAGGAGUGGAGGAGGAAUGCCGAGACCACGCUACUCCGAACAGAUCGCACUUCUGUCACAAAGGCUAAAGGUCAAAUGUUGUGCGGUGCCUUCCAUUUCCCUGGUGCUAGAAGCUGAGCUUGAGCAGAGAACGGUGGGUUUGUGUGCUUGUUUUGUGUAUGGGACUGUGCGGCCUGACAGCGCUGCCAUCUGUGACCUUAGCCCAGCCGCACAGCCCCAUACACACACACGUAUGCGCACAGUCUGACUCCCUCUGCUGGCGAGAGUGUCUGUCAGCAAGGCCAGCCUCAAUGACUGUAGUACUAUUUGUUUGGAGCAGGGAGCCUGGAAAAAAAUCUGUACGUUUAACACAGCACAUAAAACGGUGAGGAAACAUUUGCUGUGAGGGAGUGCAUGCAAAAGAAUCAGAGGAUUAGCCCCUCCUCUGUUCUGUACAAAGACAAUUAGUUAUCAAUAGUAAUAAUAAUCAAUAAUAUAUCAGCAGCUCUGAAUGGAAGGUAAAAGAAGAUAAUAAUAUUAGUAGUGAAGGAUAUUAUCUAUUUAGCUGUGCAGUAAAAGUUUUAUUGGUGUAAAUAUCAACUCCUUUUUUAAUUUCGAUUUAUCAUGCUUUUAAUGAUGUCUUUUACUUAAUAAACGUCUUUGCACACACACAUAUCACUUAAAAAAAUAUCAAAAACGCAAUGUUACAGGAAUCUAAAGAGGAUUUUUUUAAUUUAACACCUUCUUUUCCAUCACUUCAGCCAAAAAAAGGAAAGAAAAAUAUUUUCCAUGUUUUCAGUAUUUUAUUGAUCUUUGAUCAGGUUUCUGGCCUUUGUGUAAAAAAAAAAAAAAGCACAAGCUCACAAGACUGUGUCUCACUUGCAUAUUGGCACUCUCACACAACCACAUUUAUACACAUAACACACUCUACGCUGAAUAGGCUGAAUUCAGAGAAGGGUUAGGAGAUAUGGUAGAAAAUCAGUAGGUAGGAAUUGGAUUUUGGGUCAAGAUUAAAGUAAAAGGCAAAAGACUGAUGGUUCAUGAGGAAUAUUGUGUUUUCAUAAUGGGACACAUCUGCUUAAGGCAUUCUAUAAUGUAGGACUUAUUAUUAUAAUUGUGAAAUUCCAGAGAGGGUCAGAAGAGGGCUGCUUUCGAUUAUGUUCCAUUGUGUUCAAGUGCUGUACACCAAGGUCACUAAAAUAUAAAUGGCUGCACAGUUAGAGUUAGCUAAGAGUGCAUGAUGUAGCAAUAAUGCAGCUAUUUAACAUCAAUACACUCAUAUGCUGUCACCCUCAAGUGCUGGUGAGGGAGAAUGUACCACGUGCUCUCAUGCAGAUGAGAUGCAAUGCCACUGCCUGGCCUUUGUAACCUUGACAAACUCUGUAGUGAGAGGCUGAUUGGCGUUACCAAUAUGAUCACAUAUCAUUUCAUGUGUCAUAGCAGAGGGAAGGGUUUGGAGUGGGUCUGUGUGCCACAGCACAAACAUUAGAGCACUGCGACGUGGCCUAUUGUAGGUCCCUCACUGCCCAUCGUAGCAGACCACUGAUAAAGUCAUUAAUUGAAAACAUAUCACUAUGAUUGGAGGGUUCAAGGGGCUAUAAUGCUAACAGACUGCAUUGAACCACAUUUCAUAAUACAGCCCAUUUGUUUAUUAUGAAGGCGCUGCAAUACUUGCCGAUAGACAAUGUGUGCAGGUCCCACAUUGGAGGCUGCAUUCAAAAGAUGUGGGGAAAUCUUGCCAUGGGGUUGUAGGUUGUACAACUAUCUAAGAUUGUAAUAUCAGUCCAGUGCAUCUGCACCUGUAGCUUGAAUAUUAUGCUCUAACCUGUAUGAUCUUGUCAUGCCUGUGUGUGCAUGUGUGCCCAUACGCUGGCUGGAAUGUAUCUGACAGAUGUUUUUUUCCCUUUCCAGCGUUUCUUCCAUCAUGAGUGAGCUUAUUUAUGGAGCAGGAUUUCUUCAGUUAGCUGGAUAACUUAAGCCAGAUAACAAGACUGGCCAAGAUAAAUGUCCCUCACUUCUCUGCUUAAAGGGUAACUUUGGUCAAAAUGAAAAAUGUACCCAAAGCAUGUCUACUCACCUCCUUCAUCAGUGCCACAAUAAUCUUGAGAGUAAGAGUUUAAGGUUUAAAUACCUUAAAAUCUCAUAAUUCUCAAAGGAUACAACUAAUAUUUUACAGUUUUAGGCCAUAAUGCCCCUUUAACGUUUGGCUUAAAUAUUUUAACUAACUGUGAUAUCUCACUUCAUGAAAUAAUGCCCAGAUCACCCCCCCAAACAUAAACACUUUCACCCUUGUUAGUGUAAAAUGUGCAGAUUCCCACAUACACACAGUCCUCAUUGUAAACAACACUGGUCACAACAUGCGCCUUGCAACUGGGGCUUGGGACCAGACUGAUAACAUCUUAUGCCUGUGAUUCACUACACUAAUGUAUUGUCACGUACAGCUACACACAGUCUAUGACAGUCAUCAUAACUCUAAAAUACCUUUUAGAAUCAGUACAUUUACUACAGCAAUUACAACUUACAACUGUUGGUAUAAUGAUGUUUGGAAUUUUUUUGGAAUACCAUCCACAAAAAUAAAAAGUACUCCACCUGGCUGACCUACGUAGAACUGCUACCAUCACAAGUACACACCCACAUGCUCUCCAACACACCUGUUCACUUGGGAAUGUCUGGCGGUCACUGUGUGUUAAAGUGAAUAGAUUUGUCUCAGUGGAACUUGUUCGAUUGCUGUUUUUUCUACUCAUCUACCUGUAACCUGUCACUCUUUCUGCCCAUGGCCAAAUGAAGAGGCGGGCCUUCCUGCACCCAGACCAGCAUGGUCUUGAUGUGAUGGUUGCCCAUUGUGUUUUAUACAUGUCCAUUUUUUAAGAGCUGAUUUUUCUUUUUCUCAUUGGUUGGUUUGUGUAUAAGGAGGCGAAGUUCUGUCACUAAUAUGCCACUCUGUUCUAAAUAAAAGACCUUAUUGGGUACUUGA